Nothobranchius furzeri (turquoise killifish) is the source of this 2092-nucleotide messenger RNA. It is a transcript of the gene atic, whose product is annotated as 5-aminoimidazole-4-carboxamide ribonucleotide formyltransferase/IMP cyclohydrolase. Gene Ontology annotation, biological process: 'de novo' IMP biosynthetic process. The record is from RefSeq and is a predicted model, not a curated record. Lineage: Eukaryota; Metazoa; Chordata; Actinopteri; Cyprinodontiformes; Nothobranchiidae. Gene Ontology annotation, cellular component: cytosol. Gene Ontology annotation, molecular function: phosphoribosylaminoimidazolecarboxamide formyltransferase activity; IMP cyclohydrolase activity.
GGGGCGAGCAUCGGGGCGAGCCGCCGGGUUUGGAAGGGGCGGGGCUUUCAAGUUUGGAAUCUCACGUUGCAGCAAAUUGUUUGCAACAAGCAACAAAUCUCCAGCAGAGAAAGUCCGCUGACACCCAGACUGAGAAGAUGGCCUCCUCUGAGCUUGCACUCUUGAGUGUGUCGGACAAAAGCGGACUGGUGGAGUUUUCCAGAAGGCUGGUGGAUGUGGGACUGUCUCUGGUGGCUUCAGGGGGCACAGCCAAAGUUCUGCGUGAUGCUGGGCUGGCUGUGAGGGACGUGUCUGAGCUGACUGGACAUCCAGAGAUGCUGGGAGGCAGAGUAAAGACUCUGCAUCCGGCUGUCCACGGAGGCAUCCUGGCCAGAAAAAGCCCCUCAGACUCGGCUGACAUGGAGAAGCUGGGCUACAGCCUGGUUAGAGUGGUGGUGUGUAACCUCUACCCGUUUAUAAAGACCGUGUCUAAUCCAGGCGUCACCGUGGAGGAUGCAGUCGAGCAGAUUGACAUCGGUGGUGUGACUCUGCUGAGAGCAGCAGCUAAGAACCACGCUCGGGUCUCCGUCGUGUGUGAUCCUGCUGACUACUCGCUUGUUGCCAAGGAGAUGGAGAGCUCAGGCGACAAAGACACAACCCUAGAAACACGCAAGACUUUAGCCCUCAAAGCCUUCACACUCACAGCGCAGUAUGACGAGGCCAUAUCCGACUACUUCCGAGGACAGUACAGUCGUGGCGUUUCCCAGCUGCCUCUCCGUUACGGCAUGAACCCCCAUCAGGCCCCUGCCCAGAUCUACACACUGCGCUCGGAGCUUCCUCUCAAAGUGGUCAAUGGUUUUCCCGGCUUCAUCAACCUUUGUGACGCCCUGAACGCUUGGCAGCUGGUCCGAGAGCUGAAAGGCGCCCUCGGCAUGGCUGCUGCUACUUCCUUCAAACACGUCAGCCCCGCUGGAGCUGCAGUCGGAGUCCCCCUGACUGAGGAGGAAGCCAGAGUGUGCAUGGUGCAUGACCUGAUGAAGGACCUCACCCCGCUGGCCACAGCUUACGCAAGAGCAAGAGGCUCGGACAGGAUGUCAUCGUUUGGAGAUUUUAUUGCUCUGUCGGACAUAUGUGAUGUUCCUACUGCUAAGAUCAUAUCCAGAGAGGUGUCUGAUGGCAUCAUUGCUCCAGGUUAUGAGGAGGAGGCGCUCAAAAUCCUUUCCAAAAAGAAAAAUGGCAACUACUGUGUGCUUCAGAUGGAUCCAGAUUACGAGCCUGAUGACUCUGAGGUGAGAGUGCUGUUUGGUCUCUACUUAAAACAAAAGAGGAACGGAGCUCAAAUCAAUAAGGAAUUCUUCAGGAACGUAGUUUCCAAGGGCUCGCUCACUGAGACCGCUUUGCGUGACCUCACAGUGGCCACCAUUGCUGUCAAGUACACUCAGUCCAACUCUGUCUGCUACGCUAAAGAUGGACAGGUUAUUGGGAUUGGAGCGGGUCAGCAGUCCCGUAUCCACUGCAUGCGGCUGGCAGGCGACAAGGCGGAUAACUGGUGGCUGAGGCACCACCCGGUUGUCCUGAACAUGAGGUUUCGCAGUGGAGUGAAGCGAGCAGAGAUGGCCAACGCCAUCGAUCAGUUCGUCAGCGACACCAUCGGAGAGGGUCCAGAUUUAGAUGUGUGGAAGUCCAUGUAUGAGGAGGUUCCAGUUCCCCUGCCAGAAACCGAGAGGAAGAACUGGAUCAGCACCCUGCAGUCUGUCGCCGUUAGCUCCGAUGCUUUCUUCCCCUUCAGAGAUAACAUCGAUCGGGCCAAGCGGAGUGGUGUUGAGUUCAUCGCUGCUCCUGCAGGCUCUGCUGCUGAUGAGGUUGUGAUUAAUGCCUGCAAUGAGAUGGGCAUCACUCUGGUUCACACCGGCCUGCGACUCUUCCAUCACUGAGCAACACUAAAAAUGACACUCAGACAUUCCUACUGUUCUCUUGCUGAAGUGUAGAAAUCCCUGACAUCUGUUUUUGUAGCACGCUACUGAUUUUCUGACCCUGUAUCGUCACACGAGUGAGCAUUAAUGUAGUUGUGAAGGUUUAUCUCCGCUCAAGUGUAAUAAACUAAAGAUCUGCA